Messenger RNA from Adineta steineri, 780 nucleotides. The record is from the annotation of a GenBank genome assembly. NCBI's taxonomy places the organism in Eukaryota, Metazoa, Rotifera, Eurotatoria, Adinetida, Adinetidae.
AUGGAUGGCUGGCAAUUCCAAUGUUCUAACACAACUUGCUUACCAUUUGCCACUUUCAGUGUGUCGAGCAUUGACAACUGUGAAAUGGCGUGUUUAGCUGAAGUCCAUUGUAAAGCAUUUAGUUUUCAUAAAUCAUCCUCUAAUUGUGAAUUAUUUGCUGAUAUAACAAACCAAAAUGGCAAUCUGGUGAUCAACACGGACACUGUUACUAUGAUUGUUAUGGAUGGAACACGAAUUCCACUUGUAUCCCUGUCAACAGCAACAUCACCAGCAGCAGCAACAUCACCAGCAGCAAUAACAACUCCAACAUCAGCAACAUCACCAGCAGUAACAAUAACUCCAACAGCAGCAACAACACCACCAGCCACAACAACACCAGCAGCAACAACAAUAGCAGCAGCAACAUCAUCAGUAGCAGGAACAACACCACCAGCAGCAGCAGCAACAUCAAAAGCAGCAGCAGCAACAACACCAGCAGCGGCAAUAUCACCGGCAACAUCACCAGCAGCAGGAACAACACCAACGGCAGCAACAACAACACCAGCAGCAGCGGCAACAUCACCGGCAACAGCACUAGCAACAACACCAGCGGCAGCAACAACUCCAGCAGCAACAUCAGAAGCAGCAGCAGCAACAGCAACAACACCAGCAGCACUAACAUCAUCCACGUCGUCAACAACAUCAACCACUUCAUCAUCGACAUCAUCUACUUCAUCAUCAACAUCAACAUCAACAUCAACAUCAUCAUCCACAACAUCAACAACAACAGCUGGUCAGUAA